Amphiprion ocellaris (clown anemonefish) is the source of this 2394-nucleotide messenger RNA. It is a transcript of the gene cnpy2, whose product is annotated as canopy FGF signaling regulator 2. The coding region runs from base 163 to 717 and encodes 184 amino acids. The record is from RefSeq and is a predicted model, not a curated record. Gene Ontology annotation, cellular component: endoplasmic reticulum. The transcript is spliced from 6 exons. Lineage: Eukaryota; Metazoa; Chordata; Actinopteri; Pomacentridae.
UGUGCCGGAAUCUUCCCGGUCGCGUGAGGGCGCUGUCCGAGCAAGUCUCGCGCUCCACAUCCUGUCCGGUGCUCCGCUGCUACGUCACCACAUUUCACGGAUUGAUGGCAGAGCGGGGAGGACCGUGAAGCGCCAAGAAACGUCGCCGGUACCAGACGCAAAAUGAGGGAAGCUGCUCUCCUGCUCGCUCCGUGGGUGUUCGCGUGUCUCCUGCUGAGCUGCUGCCAGGCGGCCAGGCAGGGUCAGGACGUCCGGUGUGGAGCCUGCAGGGCUCUGGUGGAUGAGAUGGAGUGGGCCAUCUCCCAGGUGGACCCCAAGAAGAUGAUCCAGACCGGAUCCUUCAGGAUCAACCCGGACGGCAGUCAGUCCAUCAGGGAGGUUCCUCUGGCUCGCUCUGAGGGAAACCUGCUGGACUUGAUGGAGAGCGUUUGUGAGAGGAUGGAGGACUACGGUGAGCGAAUAGAUUCUUCCACCAACAGGAAGUCUUACAUCAGGAUCAAGUCUCGGAGCGGUGAGGCCAUGGACCUGUCAGAGGCCUCGCUGGAUUCAAGAGUUACAGGCAGUUUAAAGUUUGCAUGUGAAACAAUCGUUGAACAGCAUGAGGAUGAAAUCAUUGAAUUCUUCGCUCAUGAAACGGAUAAUGUUAAAGACAAGCUCUGCAGUAAGAGGACAGAUCUCUGUGAUCACGCUCUGAAAAUGCCCCAUGAUGAACUUUGAUACCGUCUCUCCAGAGCUGCCGUCUCUGCUGAGAUGGUUUGUGCUGUACUGUUUUCAUUUGUCACUUGUUUAUACCAGGGCCGUGCUACAAGAUGUAUACAAAUCUUUGUGUAAAAAAAAAAAAAAGGAACUCUACCUGAAAAUGAUCUUGGAGAACAUAUGGACCACUUUGCCAUUUUUUUGUCCGUUUCUAGUCGUAAUAUUUGGUCACCUGUUCAUGUACUGUAAGUUAUUACACUCGUCCACACUCUGUCUCUCUCAUCAAGGUGCUUGUCUUCCAUUCAAAUGCUCUUCAGACUGAAACUGUGAACCUGGAAAAUGAAGUUAGACUCUCCGGUAGAUGCCGGAUUUCUUACAGGAUUCAUUGAGAUCAGAAUUGAAUUUGGUCAAGUGGUCUCUCAGCUCAUAUUCUUGCACAAUUCAAAACUCUGUCCUACACCAAAGUGCUAAGAGCAAGAAGUCUUCUUUUAUUCACAAUGAAUUGACAGUCAUACUGCCUGCUCACUGAUAAAAGUGACAUCUGAUGCCAAAUGACACUUUCAACUCUGGUUCUACAAGAGAGUUUUAAUGCUCACCAAUAUUUAUUAAACAGUCCAAGAUCACAGCAUUAACUGAUGCCAGUUCUGAGGAUAUUCUUCAAAGUAAAACUGAAAUCCUAAAGGCCACAAUUUAAAAGUGCAUUGUGUAUAAUCAGAAAUAAAUAACAUUGUAGGUUUGCCUGUCGUACAGAUGACAUGUGCCUUCAUCACUUAAUGUUUCCCAGGUAGUUUCACACUCUUCAAAUGCUGAUCCUCGUCCAAAAUCAGCAGAUUUUAUAUGUAGAGUUGUUGGUUGGUUUUCUUAAUCAGGAUCCGUUUCCUCAUCUGUUUUACAACUUAACACACUUUUUCCACCACAGAAGUUAACAAAAGAUUAGAAGCCAAAUCAACAAAAAUGUCUGCUGCUGAAGCCUUUCAUUUUUCAUUAAAUCCUUAAAUAUCCAAAAAGUAAUUUACUUCUUCAUGAGGAAUUUUGAAUUCACACUUUGUAGCUUCUAGUAGCCCACAGUGAAUUUAAAACACAUCACUGAUAAUGAUGCAUAAACUGCUUGAUUCUGCUCAUGUUUUGAAAUAAAUUGCAGUUUGGUCACAAAGUUUUGAACUGGAAAGAGGCUGAAAUGUGGCAAACAGUAAGGAUUCACGGGACGUGUAGUCAUGCCUGGAAAAAAUAUCCUCUUUUCCUCAUGCUGCUUUAUUAAUGUAGAGUAGAAAAAGUAUCCUUGUAUGUAAAAUAAUUUGGUCAAUUGUAAAUUCAUGAGCAGUAGAAAACAGAAGUAUACCUGAGCCAAAAUUGCAUACAGUUUCACCCAGAUAAGAUGUAUUUGAUUUAUUGCCUUUUGAGUAAACACUGUCAAAACCAGCUGCAGUGACCUCACAUUAUGAAAAUUACAGAGUUGCUGUGAAUAUGAGCAUCAAGAUUAUUGUGAAGUUUAUUUUUCCCAGUAGUGCAAUACAACUGAACUCUGUUGUAACUCCACUAGAGUGUGCCGUAGUCAAUGGCAUAUAUUGCACCUGGUUAGUCCUAGUGCUGUACUGUCCAUGUAGAACAGUCAGGAGGUAUUUUUGGUGUCAUUUAUGUGAGAAAAACAAACAAACGAAUUUACUGUCGUGAGCAUUGUCCUGAAAUGUCUUUUUUUUU